Macaca mulatta (Rhesus monkey) is the source of this 8561-nucleotide messenger RNA. RefSeq names its product phosphodiesterase 11A (gene PDE11A). The record is from RefSeq and is a predicted model, not a curated record. Gene Ontology annotation, molecular function: 3',5'-cyclic-nucleotide phosphodiesterase activity; protein binding. Gene Ontology annotation, biological process: signal transduction. Lineage: Eukaryota; Metazoa; Chordata; Mammalia; Primates; Cercopithecidae.
AUGGCAGCCUCCCGCCUGGACUUUGGGGAGGUGGAAACUUUCCUGGACAGGCACCCAGAGUUGUUUGAAGAUUACUUGAUGCGGAAGGGGAAGCAGGAGAUGGUUGAAAAGUGGCUGCAGAGGCAUAGUCAGGGUCAGGGGGCUUUAGGUCCAAGGCCCUCUUUGGCUGGUACCAGCAGCUUGGCUCACAGCACCUGCAAAGGUGGCAGCAGCAUUGGUGGUGGCAUUGGACCAAAUGGCUCUGCCCAUAGCCAGCCUCUUCCCGGUGGCGGGGACUGUGGUGGGGUUCCCUUGAGUCCCAGCUGGGCCAGUGGCAGCAGGGGCGAUGGGAACCUGCAGCGGAGAGCUUCUCAGAAAGAGCUAAGGAAGAGUUUUGCCCGCUCCAAGGCCAUCCACGUGAACAGGACUUACGAUGAACAGGCGACCUCCCGGGCUCAGGAACCCCUGAGCAGUGUACGACGGAGGGCACUUCUCCGGAAGGCCAGCUCCCUGCCCCCCACCACAGCCCAUAUUCUCAGUGCGCUGCUGGAAUCGAGAGUGAAUCUGCCUCAGUAUCCUCCUACAGCCAUCGACUACAAGUGCCAACUGAAAAAGCAUAAUGAGCGUCAGUUCUUUCUGGAAUUGGUCAAAGAUAUCUCCAAUGACCUUGACCUCACCAGCCUGAGCUACAAGAUUCUCAUCUUUGUCUGCCUUAUGGUGGACGCUGACCGAUGCUCUCUUUUCCUGGUGGAAAGGGCAGCUGCUGGCAAGAAGAGCUUGGUCUCCAAAUUCUUUGAUGUGCAUGCAGGAACCCCUCUGCUGCCUUGCAGCAGCACAGAGAACUCAAAUGAGGUGCAGGUCCCCUGGGGCAAAGGCAUCAUUGGCUAUGUCGGGGAGCAUGGAGAAACGGUCAACAUUCCUGAUGCCUACCAGGAUCGACGAUUCAAUGAUGAAAUCGACAAGCUAACUGGAUACAAGACGAAAUCAUUAUUGUGCAUGCCUAUCCGAAGCAGUGAUGGUGAGAUUAUUGGUGUGGCCCAAGCGAUAAAUAAGAUUCCUGAAGGAGCUCCAUUUACUGAAGAUGAUGAAAAAGUUAUGCAGAUGUAUCUUCCGUUUUGUGGAAUUGCCAUAUCUAACGCUCAGCUCUUUGCUGCUUCAAGGAAAGAAUAUGAAAGAAGCAGAGCUUUGCUAGAGGUGGUUAAUGACCUCUUUGAAGAACAAACUGACCUGGAGAAAAUUGUCAAGAAAAUAAUGCAUCGGGCCCAAACUCUGCUGAAAUGUGAACGCUGUUCUGUUUUACUCCUAGAGGACAUCGAAUCACCAGUGGUGAAAUUUACCAAAUCCUUUGAAUUGCUGUCCCCGAAGUGCAGUGCUGAUGCUGAGAACAGUUUCAAAGAAAGCAUGGAGAAAUCAUCGUACUCCGACUGGCUAAUAAAUAAUAGCAUUGCUGAGCUGGUUGCUUCAACAGGCCUCCCAGUGAACAUCAGUGAUGCCUACCAGGAUCCACGCUUUGAUGCAGAGGCGGACCAGAUAUCUGGUUUUCACAUAAGAUCUGUUCUCUGUGUCCCUAUUUGGAAUAGCAACCACCAAAUAAUUGGAGUGGCUCAAGUGUUAAAUAGACUUGAUGGGAAACCUUUUGAUGAUGCGGAUCAACGACUUUUUGAGGCUUUUGUCAUCUUUUGUGGACUUGGCAUCAACAACACAAUUAUGUAUGAUCAAGUGAAGAAGUCCUGGGCCAAGCAGUCUGUGGCUCUUGAUGUGCUAUCAUAUCAUGCAACAUGUUCAAAAGCUGAAGUUGACAAGUUUAAGGCAGCCAACAUCCCUCUGGUGUCAGAACUUGCCAUCAAUGACAUUCAUUUUGAUGACUUUUCUCUUGAUGUUGAUGCCAUGAUCACAGCUGCUCUCCGGAUGUUCAUGGAGCUGGGGAUGGUACAGAAAUUUAAAAUUGACUAUGAGACACUGUGUAGGUGGCUUUUAACAGUGAGGAAAAACUAUCGGAUGGUUCUGUAUCACAACUGGAGACAUGCCUUCAACGUGUGUCAGCUGAUGUUCGCGAUGUUAACCACUGCUGGGUUUCAAGAGAUUCUGACCGAGAUGGAAAUUUUAGCUGUGAUUGUGGGAUGCCUGUGUCAUGACCUCGACCACAGGGGAACCAACAAUGCCUUCCAAGCUAAGAGCGGUUCCGCCCUGGCCCAACUCUAUGGAACCUCUGCUACCUUGGAGCAUCACCAUUUCAACCACGCCGUGAUGAUCCUUCAAAGCGAGGGUCACAAUAUCUUUGCUAACCUGUCCUCCAAGGAAUAUAGUGACCUUAUGCAGCUUUUGAAGCAGUCAAUAUUGGCAACAGACCUCACGCUGUACUUUGAGAGGAGAACUGAAUUCUUUGAACUUGUCAGUAAAGGAGAAUACGAUUGGAACAUCAAAAACCAUCGUGAUGUAUUUCGAUCAAUGUUAAUGACAGCCUGUGACCUUGGAGCCGUGACCAAACCGUGGGAGAUCUCGAGACAGGUGGCAGAACUUGUAACCAGUGAGUUCUUUGAACAAGGAGAUCGGGAGAGAUUAGAGCUCAAACUCACUCCUUCGGCAAUUUUUGAUCGGAACCGGAAAGAUGAACUGCCUCGGUUGCAACUGGAGUGGAUUGACAGCAUCUGCAUGCCUUUGUAUCAGGCACUGGUGAAGGUCAAUGUGAAACUGAAGCCGAUGCUAGAUUCAGUAGCUGCAAACAGAAGUAAGUGGGAAGAGCUGCACCAAAAACGGCUGCUGGCCUCAACUGCCUCAUCCUCCCCUGCCAGUGUUAUGGUAGCCACGGAAGACAGGAACUAACCCUCCAGGUCAGCUGCAGCUACAAAGUGACUCAGCCUGAAGGGCCACUUUCAGUCCAGCCAUGUCAUCCUUUUGUUCUUUUAGUUCAGAAAGACCUAACAUCUCAAGAAUGCACUGGGAAGCAUGCCUGGGCUUUCACCUUGAAGCGUGAUCAGCAGCAGAGAGAGCAACGGGAAGGACAAAGAAAGAGGUGGGGCAGGGAGCACACCCCAGGACCCUCACUUUUUCCCUAAUGAACACGCAUGGGCUGAAAUGAAGGCUUUGGGUGGGGACUGUUUUGGAUCCAAGGAUCUGUGGACAGGCGGCCUACUUGCUCUGAGCUGAGGGAACACUGAACAGUAAAAGCGUCAUUAGCGCUGCUUCAUUUUGUAUAUGGCUUUUCUGUUUGUUAGAAGCCAAACACUGCCUGUCUUUGCUUCCUGUCCCUGCAUGCCUUUUUGUGCCAGACCGUCCCAAGAAUCCUAAUUUGUAUUCCAUAGAGGUAUUUUAUUUUUAAUCCUAGAGCUUCUUAUUGAUGGAUCCUUUAGAAUUGCCUACCUAAAAGUAACCUAUACUAUCCUUAUAAAUACUGGUCAAUCUCAGUUCUCCCCCUAAAAAGGAAUACAUAGUAGGAGUAUAGCAAAUGUGUUUGAUGGGUAAUUCUAGACUUGGACUAUGGUACCCUUUUCCAGAGGUUUAAAAUUCAACCUUCAUUACAGACCAAGUUUUCUCCCAGAAGGAAUGGAUUGAUAGAUUUUGAUUAAAGUAAGGGUGGAAGGAAAUCUGUAGCUGGAUUUACCACAGGUGACAUCUAGAAACUAUGGUUCACAGGACAGAGUAGAGCCAUGGAGACUAAGCAUUGACCACCUUGAGUUCUCCUAGUGAAGAGUUCUGAUAUAAAAUGUAAGGUUACUGCCAGUAACCAACUUAAAGCAAACUAUAGGGGUCCCUAAUUUUGGAUUUUUCUUUAAGUGUAAGAAAUAAUGCUUCAAAUGUUAAGAAAUAACAGUCUGGGCAAAGAACGCAUAUUCUAUAGGAAGCCAAGUUUACAAUAGGUAAGAAUAAACUGUAUUAAGUAGAUGUAAUGACUAGAAAGCUGCUUUGCUCCCUGUUUUGAGAAAUUGUGGACAUAGUAUAUCUUAUCCAAAGAACGCUGGGCUAGAAGAUAGAUUUCUAUCCCUAGCUUUGGCAUUAUUGACUAGAUUGACUGGAACAAGUCACUUCAUUUCUCCAAGCUUGUUUCCUUAUUUGUCAAAUUAGAUUACACUAGGAAAUGAUUCUUGAACAUGUUUUAACCUUACAACUCUUUGUUCAAAUAAAUCUUUCAACGAAUCCCCAACAUAUAAAACAUCAAAAAGCUGAAUUCCUAGGUGAAUUAUAAGCAGGGUUUGGACAUCCAGAGCACCUACAAACCUUCAUCUCUUCGAUUACAUACAUGGGGGUCCACAGGGACUCUGAGGAGUUUGAACAUCCCUGGACUAGUUUAAACCUGAGGGCCAUUCCAGUCCUUAAAAAAAUCUAAAAUUUACAAACCAUUUUUCUUAUUAUUGUUUUUGUUUGUUUUUGUUUUUUGAGACGGAGUUUUCACUCUUGUUGCCCAGGCUGGAGUGCAAUGGCGCGAUCUUGGCUCACUGCAACCUCGGCUUCCUGGGUUUAAGCAAUUCUCCAGCCUCAACCUCCUGAGUAGCUGGGAUUACAGGUGCCCACCAUCACGCCUGGCUAAUUUUUGUAUUUUUAGUAGAGACAGGAUUUCACCAUGUUUGCCAGGCUGGUCUCGAACUCCUGACCUCAGGUGAUCUACCCACCUCUGCCUCCCAAAGUGCUGGGAUUACAGGCGUGAGCCACCGUGCCCGGCCCUUGUUAUUGUUAUUAAUCAUUAUCAAUCAUUAACUUUACAAAUAUGAAAGAAAGAGGGGCCAUGUUCUACAAGGGACAUUGUUUUCCUGGCACACAGUAGACAAUUCAGGAAAUGUUGGCAGAAGAAAUGGGUAAAAUUAAGAUACCAAAAUGGAAGUGAGGGGAGAGCAGGUAAUUGUAGAGAAAAAGACUCUUCAUGGCAAGAAACAAAGUAAAAGAAAUGUAUAAACCAGACUAAGAGGGGAAUAAAAGCAAGCAAGAAGAAGAAAUAUAAGAACACCAAUAAAGGAAAGACGGGGACUGAGGCAGGUGGUUAAGGGAACUGCCAAAAAAAAAAAAAAAAAAAAAAGGUGAAAGUCAAUCCAAACAAAGAAAAAUGGCACUUCCAACCAAAAACAUGAAGAUGUAGAACCCUGUCAUCAAUUGCUGAGGAAAGAGAGACACUCGAGUAGGGAGGGGAUUGAGAAAGGGGAGAAGGAAGGAGUGAGAGCCCUAAAAAAUAAUGUUCCUAGCUACCCUUUACAGCUGUCUCUGCAGGGAAGACUGGAGAAAGUAGAGGGGGAAAUGAGUGCAGGAAAAAACUGCCUCUGCAGAGCAGGUAAGAGGAGGUUGUUCAGAUUUAUGGAUUUUAUUAAGCCAGUUUUCUGUAUCACUCUGCUAUAAAGGAAAAUAGCUGCUGCAGGGCUGUCUCUCCUCCUUCAGGUGAGGAACAAAGGGUGGGUGGAGUCAGAGACAGAGUCUGGUCUGCGAGAUCAUGGUGUGUCUGCAGCUCCGAAGCACUGCAGGUGUUUCUGGGUAAUGUGCCACAUCAUGUUUAUAUCACGAACGGGAAUUGAAAAUCAGUCUGUGUGGCAGAGAUGAGCCCACAUCUGUUAUCCUUACCAACAAUAAAUAAAUAAAUAGCCCAGACAAACGGAUGCCAGUCCAUCUACAGCAACAUUUUAAAGCAUGUGCUUUAUGACAAAACUGGACCCAGCAUCUGACAGAGACUGCAGGCUGCCGUGAGCACUGUAGCUAUCCUGAACGUUGAUGCUACCUAUUGCUAAGGGGAACAUAAUUUAUAGCACAAACCCUACAGCCUCCACUAAGGUUGAGUUUUCCUCUCAUUUCCUUGCCUUUUUAUUGGCUUCACUGCAUGGUUGCCAAUAGCAACAUCCACUGGUAGCAAGGGGAGUUCAACACCAUUGCAAUCUGCCAUAUAGUGGAGCCCUGACAAUGUCAACCAUCAAUCUAGUAGCUGUUUGUAAUUGCCUCCAUCUAUUUCUCCCGUCUUGAGGUAUCUUUCCUAUUGUGGGUCAAGAUUCAGAAACUGCUGACUAAUGCCAUGGGUCUGCAUCUCCAUGACCAUGAAGCAGUGGAAAGGAAGGUAGCAGCUUCCUGGUGCCAACAACCCCAGAGGUUAGAGGUUGAACUCUUGCGGGUUUCAGGCGUUUUUAAUCUCUUUUCUAAAAAAUUUAUAAUUUUGCUAAAAUGUGAGGCAUAUGCAGUUAUCCAUAUAUUCUGCUUUUCCAAAAAAGAGAAAGUAAGUUUCCCAGUCCUUAUUAUUAAUGUUUAUUUCGUAUUGGAGAAAGACAUUUGAAAUGUGAGCCUUCUUGUAAAAACUCAAACUGACCAGAUUAUGUUUGCUUUCUCAGGUCUCUUGGCAUUAAUGGUUGAAAUAAAUUCAUCCUACUUUUUGGAUGAGAUGUAUUUUUUUAGACAUGGUAUUUAGUCUUACUAAUCAGUAUGUAGCUAAUAUGUGCGCAAUCUACAAUAUAGUGGCAAUCCUGGUGGGUAGGGACAGCUUCACAUACUGCAAAGGGCGCCAUUCAGUGCAUAGCAGACUGGAACUCCCUCCUAGCUUGGCCACCAGCUGAACCUGUAAUCUUAGGACUCUCCAAGUCUUAGAUUCUCCAUCUAUUAAAUAAAAGUACUGACUUUUAUUCAGUCCCCACACCAAAGGACCAAGAUGUGUUUAGCUUUAAAGAAAUUUUCCAGAUAAUUUUCUUUUUUAUUCUUCUCAAAUAAAAUAGCAACAAACCUAAAGCGGUCAUCUUCUUAAUAAAGACAUAAUAAAAAGUUACAUAUUUGGGGUAGACAUAAACACAAUCAUACUACAGAUGUCUUGAGUCUGUCUCUAACUAUGAUGAAAGAUGUAGUCAUCAAUACAAUUUUUUAAAAAAUAUGUCCUUCUUUUUUUGAGACAGGGUCUUGCUCCGUAACCCAGGCUGGAGGGCAGUGGCACAAUCACAGCCACUGCAGCCUUGACCUCUCCAACUUAAGUGAUCCAUCCUGCCUCAGCCUCAUGAGUAGCUGGGAUCACAGGUGUGCACCACCACGCCCAGCUAAAUUUUGCAUUGUUUGUAAAGACGAGGCCUCACUAUGCUAACCACGCUGGUCUCGAACUCCUGGGCUCAAGUGAUCCUCCUGCCUUGGCCUACCAAAGUGUUAGGGUUAGAGAUGUGAGCCACUACACCCAGCUUAUAUGUCCUUUUAUUUCAUAAAAAACAAUUUUAGAUUAUCUGAUAUCAUACAUAUCCCAUAAAUGGUAGUCAUUAAUUUAAAAGUGAAUUUAUAAAGUAAGUCAAGAGAAGUUAAAAUUGCACAUGCAUUUUGUUUCUAAAAGCUGAGAUGUCUAUGCAUUUCCAGGUAUUGUAUAUUUGCAAAUACGUUGGGUUAGAAAUCAUCUUUAACAUUUUGUGUUAGUGUAAUAACAAUAUUAUCUAAUAUUAAUGCUACCAGAAUCCGGUUGCCUUUUCUGUGUAUCAAAAUUUAUCAUACUUUAUCCACUUACACUAGGUGAUUAAACAGAAUCUGCCCAAUUUAUUCUGCAGUAAAAUUAUUUUAAAACCUAUUUUUCCUGCUGACUCUUAGAAACUGCAGAAAGACAAAAACCAGUUUCAUCUCCAGUAAUAGUGUGAAACAAUUUCCUUCCAGUGGGACAGAAAUCUAGACAUAUUAGGGAAAGAUUUAAAUAUAAAGAAAAAUGUUUUGGCUGGAAAAAAAAAAAAAAAAAAAAAGCAAAACACACCAAAACACAAAAAGGAUUCAUUAAAGCAACAGAACAAAACCUAAUUUGGGACCCUAAAAAUUCUGGCGAUGCCACUGUAAUGAGGUUUCAUUAUCUGCUUCAGAGUAACAGUCUCUGAAAUUGUUAUUCUGCUACAUGCUGUAAAGAACUCCCAAAACUCAAAUGUAUCAGGAAAUGUAGAGGUUAAGUCUGACUACAAGAAGGCCAAAAUUGCACCAGCUUCCUAAGUGAAGAAUAAUAGAAUAAAACAUAGAGGGCAGAAAUAAAAUGAGGUGUAUCUGGAGAAUUUCAUGAUGAGCAUUUAGAUUUAGCAAUGCCCAAUGUCAUGCUGACACUGUUUGUCAUGACCUUGUCUGCAACUAGUAAUUUGGGGUUGUACAUUUUUUAAAUUUAAUUUUGAAUGUUCUUGCAUGUUUAGUACAUCUCUCUGCACUGCUAAAUUGUUUAUCUGCAAAAUAUAACUACACCAAUGUCAUUUAAUGUAUACACUAGUAUAGAAAUGUGUUUUUUUAUUAAGUAAAUGAAGUAUUUGCUGUGAAAAAAUGUAUUAUUUGUGGCCACCAUUUAUAUCUGUGUUCAUUUUCUGUGUGUAUAUGCGUGUGUAUUCGAAUCUCAAUUUUUCUUUUACUCUAGUUUAGAUUAAGACAUAUUUAGAUGAAAUUUUAAAAAUAGCAUUGGAAAUAGGAAACUAAGUUUUGUUGAGUCUCAUUCCCUUGGGGGGAAAUAUGUUUUCAACUGAGUUGUUUGAAAUCAUUCCCUCUGUGUAAAUUUUCCAGACUGAUGUUUCAUUGUAAGAAUAUUACAUUAUAGACCACUUGGCCAUUUCACAAGCAAUUAAUCCAUAGUUUUGGAAGUCCACUUUAAGAGACCUGAAUAUCUUUGUUUUUAAUAAAAUACUUAGAGUUUAACUAAA